CCUUCCACCCAGAGCCUCUUCUCUAAAGGGAGUUCUUGGUUUCCUCCGAUUUCUUAUGAACCCAGGAUGGGAAGCAAGGAAGAUGUGGGCGGCAAGGGGUGUCCGGCGGCCGGCGGCGUCUCCAGCUUCACCAUCCAGUCCAUCCUGGGCGGGGGCCCCUCGGAGGCACCGCGGGAGCCAGCCGGCUGGCCGGCCCGGAAGCGCAGCCUGUCGGUGUCCUCGGAGGAGGAGGAGCCGGACGACGGCUGGAAGGCGCCCGCUUGCUUCUGCCCAGACCCGCACGGCCCCAAGGAGCCCGGCCCCAAGCACCACCCCCCUAUUCCUUUUCCUUGCCUGGGUCCCCCGAAGGGCAGCGGCGGCGCGGGGCCGGCGGGCUCGGAUCGCUCGCCUUUCCUCUCUCCUUCGCACGCGGACUUUAAGGAGGAGAAGGAGCGGCUGUUGCCGGCGGGCUCGCCCUCGCCCGGGCCGGAGCGGCCCCGGGACGCCGGUGCCGAGCGGCAGGCGGGCGCCGCCAAGAAGAAGACGCGCACGGUGUUCUCGCGCAGCCAGGUCUACCAGCUCGAGUCCACCUUCGACAUGAAGCGCUACCUGAGCAGCUCGGAGCGCGCCUGCCUGGCCUCCAGCCUGCAGCUCACCGAGACGCAGGUCAAGACUUGGUUCCAGAACCGCCGCAACAAGUGGAAGCGGCAGCUCUCGGCCGAGCUGGAGGCGGCCAACAUGGCGCACGCGUCGGCGCAGACUCUGGUGGGCAUGCCGCUGGUGUUCCGGGACAGCUCGCUGCUGCGCGUGCCGGUGCCGCGCUCCCUCGCCUUCCCCGCGCCGCUCUACUACCCCGGCAGCAACCUCUCGGCCUUACCGCUCUACAACCUCUACAACAAGCUGGACUACUGAGCCGGGCGCCAUGCGCCCCGUGCGCCCCCCCCCCCGCCCCCCGCCGCCGUCUCCAGCCGCCCGCCCGGCCCGGCUCGCGCGGAUCGGGCGCGCGGGC
Molecule: messenger RNA, 988 nt
Organism: Perognathus longimembris pacificus (Pacific pocket mouse)
Lineage: Eukaryota; Metazoa; Chordata; Mammalia; Rodentia; Heteromyidae
Gene: Hmx2
Product: H6 family homeobox 2
Exons: 2
Coding region: 67-891 (274 amino acids)
Biological process (GO): regulation of transcription by RNA polymerase II
Cellular component (GO): nucleus
Molecular function (GO): DNA-binding transcription factor activity, RNA polymerase II-specific; RNA polymerase II transcription regulatory region sequence-specific DNA binding
Source: RefSeq, a predicted model, not a curated record